Rhizophagus irregularis DAOM 181602=DAOM 197198 is the source of this 330-nucleotide messenger RNA. NCBI's taxonomy places the organism in Eukaryota, Fungi, Glomeromycota, Glomeromycetes, Glomerales, Glomeraceae. The record is from RefSeq and is a predicted model, not a curated record.
AUGGGUGAUAUCGGUGAUGAAUAUUUUAGGUCACGUGGGGGCGGAAAAUUUGUUGUUACUGGGGAACAACCCAUUUAUAAUGAAAAUAUCACUUCAACCUUGCCUCCAGUCAGCUCACUAUGUGUUCCUGGUCCACAACAGACUAUUGAAAAUACUAUUUUUCCACUUAACAUGAAUAGUAUUAAUCCUUCUCAAUCUGAAAUUCUUAGUUUUGAUAUCCCAGGGUAUAAAAUUAUCAUUAUACCUACAUUUUCUCAACAAAAUAAUACUUGUUUGAAUUAUUCUUCUUCAGAUAACACGAAUACCCAAUUUACCCAAUUUCAACAAUAA